Babesia bigemina is the source of this 198-nucleotide messenger RNA. RefSeq lists its product as hypothetical. The transcript has a single exon. NCBI's taxonomy places the organism in Eukaryota, Apicomplexa, Aconoidasida, Piroplasmida, Babesiidae. The record is from RefSeq and is a predicted model, not a curated record. The coding region runs from base 1 to 198 and encodes 65 amino acids.
AUGAGGAACGUCCAAAGGGUUGCAGCUCCGCCAGGAUAUAGGUGGACCCCGCAACACUUCGUGGAGAAAAUACGCGAAAAGCCCGUGGAUUUCAUCACUUUGUUGUUAUUCAUCGCCCACAUACUGGGAUUUUUCUGCUUGCUCAUAGUGCUCAAAGUGCGGCACUCUAGGAGGAAAUUAUUCGCGGUAUCGCAUUAG